AAAAGGUCAAAGGUUAUAGUGUGUGCUCAAUUUUUGCCUGUCAAAAUGUUUUCUUUCUUGUGUCAGGGGUGAUGGAGGAUUCCCAUUUCAAUUCUUCAUAUUUCUGGUCUCCUGUACAGGGACAGAUUGAGAAUGCUGUAUUUCUCAAUAAGGUAAAAGAGCAGCUUUGUCAGGACAAAGCCCCCACCUACUCGCAUGGCCCUGCCCACUAUCCCACCACAGCAGUGGUGGCAGUUGCUGGGGGUGCCAUGGAUACAACUACAGCAAGGACACUAAAACAGGAGCAUGCACAACCAUCUCAGUCCUCACACAGUAUCACAGUGUUGCCAGUACCGCCUACUGGCAUCAUGACGGCAGCGGGUUUGGUCACUCUGGUGUCUCCAGUGUCAUCUGCUCAGUCCUUUUUUCCUGGACAUCCAUCUACCACCAUGAUAACAGUCCAGACUGACAAGAAAAAUGACUCUGUGCCCUGCUCACCGGUUAUCAUCCCGUUACCGUCGAAACGAGGCAGAAAGAAGAAAGACACACUCCCAUUGGUUGGCUCACUUACUGGGACAGAUCACUUGAUUUUGGGUCUUUCAGGACAGCAUCAUUCUGCCAACCCUUACAGUCUGUCCCCAGAAGAAGGGCAUGCUGGGAAAGAGGGUGGAAAAACAUACAGAAACCACACAGAAACCAAACCUCAUAAGUGUCCUCAUUGCUCGAAAUCAUUUGCCAACACAAGCUACCUUGCUCAGCAUGUACGAAUACACACAGGAGUUAAACCUUACACCUGUAACUACUGCCAGAAGACCUUCAGACAACUCAGUCACUUACAGCAACACCAGAGGAUCCACACAGGCAUCAGGCCAUACAAAUGUGCACAUCCUGGUUGUGAGAAGUCUUUCACUCAGCUCUCUAACCUACAGUCUCAUCGGCGUCAGCACAACAAGGACAAACCGUACAAGUGUCACCACUGUAACCGAGGUUAUGUAGACGCAGCCAGCCUGGAGGUUCAUCUGUCCACUCACACAGUCAAGCACGACAAGCUGUACUCCUGUGGUUUAUGCAACCGCACAUAUACCUCGGAAACAUAUCUGAUGAAGCACAUGCGAAAACACGCUCCUGGUAUGCUUCCGUCUCCACCCGGAUCAAACCAACAAAGUCACAGCCCCAGUCACGCAGGAGGAAGCGGCUCGGAUAGAGACGCGCAAAGCCAAGCUGAGAGAAGUAAUGCCUUCAUCCACCCAGUUGGUUUGCCGUGCAUAUUCGACUUGAACCAAUACAAACCAGUACCUUCUGCAGAUGUGCAGUAUAAAACUGUCAGUGUAUCUGACAUCUCCCCUCACAAAGACCUCUGCAUCACUGUGGAGGCUUCUGCCAUACAGGUGGAACACCUCAACUCAUGAGGAAUCCCAUGGAGCGAGGGAUGAAGCUUUGGAGGUUAGAAAAAAACUUUUGCAAUUGACGAGAUCCACAAAGCGCUGUGGAUAUAGAAUGACUUUUCUUACUUGAUACCUUUUUAUUUGUAUGAAGGAGCAAGUGGAUUUAAAUGGACAGAAGUGAAGAAAACAUACUUUUUUCCCCCCUUUCCAUUUUUUAACAUGUAUUGCUGUAAUUCUGAUCUUCCUUCCAAAACCUUCCUUGAAGACUUGCUGUUUCAGUGGGUACCCAGCUCAUAUAUCAAGUCUUUUCGUGAAAUUUCUGGUUUAUCUUGUUUGUAUGAUGGUCUGCAUCUGUAGUUGUUGGUACGAUCACUGACUGCACCGUCAACAUUCUUAUUGUUACUGUCAAUAAGAACGGAAAUAUUGUGUCUGUUUUUGUUUUGUUUUUAAAAAGGGAAAUUAGUUUGCAGUCAUAUACGUAAAACAAAAGCACAUUUGGUUAUCAGAUGUAUUGUGUGUGUGAAUGAGUAAAGGACAACCGUAAAUAGGA
Messenger RNA from Sinocyclocheilus grahami, 1914 nucleotides. RefSeq names its product zinc finger protein 362-like. Gene Ontology annotation, cellular component: chromatin; transcription regulator complex; PcG protein complex. The coding region runs from base 72 to 1388 and encodes 438 amino acids. Gene Ontology annotation, molecular function: RNA polymerase II cis-regulatory region sequence-specific DNA binding; DNA-binding transcription factor activity, RNA polymerase II-specific. The record is from RefSeq and is a predicted model, not a curated record. Lineage: Eukaryota; Metazoa; Chordata; Actinopteri; Cypriniformes; Cyprinidae. The transcript has 9 exons. Gene Ontology annotation, biological process: regulation of transcription by RNA polymerase II.